Molecule: messenger RNA, 3093 nt
Organism: Nerophis ophidion (straightnose pipefish)
Lineage: Eukaryota; Metazoa; Chordata; Actinopteri; Syngnathiformes; Syngnathidae
Product: zinc finger protein 180-like
Exons: 3
Coding region: 310-1602 (430 amino acids)
Biological process (GO): central nervous system development; regulation of transcription by RNA polymerase II
Cellular component (GO): nucleus
Molecular function (GO): RNA polymerase II cis-regulatory region sequence-specific DNA binding; DNA-binding transcription factor activity, RNA polymerase II-specific
Source: RefSeq, a predicted model, not a curated record
GCUUGGAAGAUAUGCGCUUUGUGGCAAAGUCCUCCUUUUCUCCACACACGCUUCUAAGCCUCGGCACAUCUCCUCACAUUGCUACUAACUACACUUUAUUCAUCUUCCGUGUCAGGAUAAACUCCACUCGUCUCAGCCACAUUUGGAGAUUAUUAGGCCCGUUUAGCUUGAUAGUUGUUUGAGCGCGCCAAUUAGCUUAGCAUGCUAGUUAGCUUAGCUUGUUAGCCGCUAACAAAGAGACGCGGAUUUGAUCAACACAUCGCUUAGUUAAGAUCAAGUGUGAGUGUAAAGUGUUGUGAUUGUGUGAAAAUGUGCGAAAGAACGAUAGAAAAGUAUGAGGAGGAACUUUGUUGUGUGAAAAUGUGCGAAAGAACGAUAGCAGAGUACAAAGAGGAACUUUCUCGUACAAAAGAAGAGAACGAGAGACUACGUCAACUAUUGGAGGCUGUUUUCAAGAAAGCUCAAGUUGUGUUACACAGAACAGAUGUCUGUAAAAAAUAUCGCCCACCUGAGCAGCAGGAGGGGUCCUCCAGUAUGGAGCAGAAGAAGUCACAGUACCUCCACGUGAAAGAAGAGGAGCCAAAGCCCCCCUACUUUAAAGUGGAGGAAAAACAGCGGCUGUCCCCCCACUUCAUAAAGGAAGAGAAGAGACACCUCGUCAGUGUGAAGAGUGAAGAUGAUGAGGUCAAAGACGUCUGUGAAGAACAUCUUCAACCUGAGCAACAGAAGUGGAGCUUCAGGAUGCGGACGGAGGAGCCACAGCCCUCCCACAUUAAGAAGGAAGAGGAAUACCUUCAGAUCCCCCAUUUUAAAGAGGAAGAGGAGGACCAACUAACACCCCAUUUUAAAGAGGAAGAGGAGGACCCACUGAUACCUCUUUUAAAAGAGAAAUCGGUGAAGAGUGAAGAUGAUGAGGUGAAAGGUGAAAGUGAGGAGAGGGGAGGGGGGGAGCCUCCAAGCAGCAGCUCAACACAACACAUGACAACAGAAGCUGAUGGAGACCACUGUGGAGGAUCACAAGCAGACAAGCUCUUAGCUCCACUAUCAGAUAGUGAGGACACAACGUCACACUCUCCUGACACUGAUGAUGAAGACUCUAAAGAUGAUAAGACAUGUCACACUGACAACACUCACUUCACAUCUUCUCACUCUCACAAAACCUUUCAAUACCAUUGUCAUCUGAAAGAACACAUGAGAACACACACUGGAGAAAAAACUUUUAUCUGUUCACUCUGCGGUAAAUGUUUUGCACGAAGUUCAAGUUUGGUAAAACACAUUAAAACACACACUGGUGAAAAACCUUUUUCCUGUUCAACCUGUGGUAAAAAUUAUACUCAAAGCCAUAAUUUGAAAACACACAUGAGAACACACACUGGAGAAAAACCUUUUUCAUGUUCAAUCUGUGGUAAAAAUUUUACUCGAAGGCAAAAUUUUAAAACACACAUGACAAUACACACUGGAGAAAAACCUUUUUCAUGUUCAAUUUGUGUCAAAAAUUUUACUCAAAGGCAAUCUUUGAAAAUACAUAUGAGAUUACACAAUAGAGAAAAAAAUGUUUCCUGCUCAGACUGUGGUAAAAGUAUUGUAAUAAAUCAAAGUUAAAAAUUACAUAUGAGAACACACACUGGAGAAAAACCUUUUUCAUGUUCAAUCUGCGGUAAAGAUUUUACUCAAAAGAAGCAUUUCAAAGCACACAUGAGAAUACACACUGGAGAAAAACCUUUUUCAUGUUCAAUCGGUGGUAAAAAAUCCAUUCGAAGGCAAAAUUUAAAAACACACAUGACAAUACACACUGGAGAAAAACCUUGUUCCUUCUCAUAAUGUGGUAAAAAUUUUGUCAUAAGACAAAGUUUAAAAGUAAAAAUGAGAACACACGCUGGUGAAAAACCUUUCAUAUGUUCAGUAUGUUGUAAAAGUUAUAUAGAAGGACGACAAUUAAAAUUACACAUGAUAUAGCAGUCUGGUGAAAAACCAUACUCCUGUUCAAGCUGCGAUAAAAGCUUUGGUCACCUAAACACUCUUACAGUGCAUAUGAGAACACACGCAGGUGAGAAAGUGUGGAGUUGCAGUGUGUGUGGUGAAAGAUUGUCUUCUAAGUACCAGUGUAAGAAACACAAGUGUGCUGGUGAGAACAGCAGCAGCAAAUGAAACUGCAGGAUUUGAAAUAAACUGUCCAGACUUUCAUUUUGACUUUCUAACAACAUCAGCACAUAUAACAUGUGUGACAUUGUUGUUUGUCCAACAAUCUGUUUAAUAUGAUUCUACAUUUAUAGAUUAGACACUUCAGAUUAGUGUGUUUAUCACAGUCAAGUACAUGAUUUAAUAUACAUAUUUGUGUACUUUAAAAUGAACACAACAAUUUGACUGAAAAGGUGAGAAUAAACAGUACAUAAAAUUAUGUUACAUGCAAUAAAUAUUGUAUGUGUAGAUAUCCAUAAUUUACCUCUAUACUUAUUCAUAAUAGUGUUUUAUAUGUUUUUUGAAGAAUGGUUGAUUGGCAACACUAAAUGUUCCCUAGUGUGUGAAUGUGAGUGUGAAUGUUGUCUAUCUGUGUUGGCCCUGUGAUGAGGUGGCGACCUGUCCAGGGUGUACCCCGCCUUCCACCCGAUUGUAGCUGAGAUAGGCGCCAGCGCCCCCCGCAACACCGAAAGGGAAUAAGCGGUAGAAAAUGGAUGGGAUGGAUGGAUGUGUUACAUAUUUUAUUUUCUAAUUGUAGAUAAUUCCAUAGAUGAACUCCUUUAUAUGAUGUACAUAUUUGUUUUACAUGUGUUCAUACCUUUGCUUUUGAGUACACAUAAAUCCCUCUUAGUUCAUAUUUACUGCUUCACAUCUGAAACAUCUUCUGGACCACUUCUGGAAGCAUAUUAUUAUUUACUUUAUACAUCAUUUGAACAGUUGUCUUUUAUACAAGAUCUUUUACUUUUAUAAUGUGUGAUUUUUUGAAUAAUUUGUUGGGUCUCUAGAAUCCAUUCUAUUAAUUGUCUUUAUUACUCUCUUGAAUAUGAAUAUUGUUGUGUGAUUGUUUUAUAUGUAUGUCCCCAGACUUUUAUGCAAUAAACAAUGUAUGCUUCAACUGAAGUUGGCUACAAUAAU